GCUUCGCACAGUAUAUCAAGGACUGCAAACCAACCGACACGGUUAAAUUUCAUACAGACAAAAAAAGUGUUGACAAAAUGUUUAUGAAAAAGUGAGAUUUUUUCGGCAAAAAUGACGACCGAGUUUCCGGUCGAUCUUUCGGCCAAAACGCGAAAUGUUUCAGUUCAGACGGAACAGACGAAAUAUCUGUUCAAUGCCGAACAAAACACUGAUCAUAAAUCUGAUCAAUGCUUAUCACAACACGUGAUCAAUAGUGAUAAUUUUAUUCACGAUUCUAGAAAAGAUCAUUUUCAACUGAAACCUCAAAAAGAUCACUAUAACCCUAAAUGUAGGGAUGAUCAUAAUAAAGUUAAAACUGGAGAAGAUGAAAUUAAACCUGAAAGAAGUGAACCUACCCCCAAUAAACCUGAAAAUCACAAGCUAAACCUCAAAAAUAUUUUCUCCGCUAACUUUGGAAAAUUUAGCGGAAAACUAGCGGAUCCAAAUCUGAGAGAAUCUGUGGAAAUUUUGAAGGAAUAUAUUCUAGAAAUAACAUUUAAUUUGUUGUUUAACAGAAUCAGUUUGGACGCAUUUCAAAAUGAUAUUAGCCAGCUGGUCAGAGCAUUUAAUAAAUCAAAGGAGUGUUCUAUCCCUCUCUCCCUGCCCCCUGACGAAUGGAUCUCCCAACCUGAAUCUAUUCCCAACUCCUAUUCCCAAACCAUCCAAUCCUAUGGGUUGGGACCAGAAACUGUUCCAAACUUGGGAUUGGACGGAAUCGGAUUGAAUCUAACGAAUGACAGUUCUAUUUAUUUAAACGACUACAGACACGAGAAUUUGCAAAGAAGUUUUGCGCCAGAAGCUGAGGAAUUAUCCAUUCGGGGGACAACUGUAUCUAGUCUAGUCAGUAUAGGAACGAUCAACUCUGAGUCGAUAAACAGUAAGCUUAGUGCGGUCAACUUUGAUACAGAGAGUACAGGUUCAGUUGCAGAAAGUUCUGGAUCUUGCGGCGGGGGCGGGGGCGGGGGCGGUGGGGGAAGAAAAUCCCGCGACGAAAAAAUAAUCCAGGAACUCGGAAUCCCAUUUACCGCCGAGCGUAUCAUCAACUGCUCCAUGGACGACUUCAACAGCAUGUUAGUGAGCAACAACCUGACAGAAGACCAGAUAAACACGAGCAGGGAUAUUAGGAGGAGAGGAAAGAACAAGAUCGCGGCCCAGAAUUGCCGGAAGCGGAAGGUUGAUCAAAUUACGAACCUCGCGGAGGAGGUUGAAGAGGUGAGGGAAAGAAAAAACAGGAUUAUCCGGGAGCGGAUGGAACUGGAACGAAGCCUGGAGACGUGGCAGGCCAGGUUGGAUAGAUUGGAGAGGUUUAUCCUGACCAAACUGAACAGAGACGAAUCCUGCUGGAAGAUUGAGUUCAUAGGAGAUAAUAUUUCUUUAGUUCCGAAAGUUAGCUCAGAUAUUAGUCAUAUUUUCCAGGAUUAUUAGAAUCAGAAACUUCUUGUUUCAAGAAUAUUAGAAUUAGAAACUUACUGUUUCAAGAUUAUUAGAAUCAGAAACUUCCUGUUCCAAGAUUAUCAGAAUUCAGAAACUAAUUGUUUCAAGAUUAUUAGUGUCAGAAACUUCCUGUUUCAAGAUUAUUAGAAUCAGAAACUUCCUGUUCCAAGGUUAUUAAAAUUCAGAAACUUCCUGUUCCAAGAUUAUCAGAAUUCAGAAACUUCUUGUUCCAAGAAUAUUAGAAUCAGAAACUUACUGUUCCAAGAUUCUUAUUCUUGUUCAAAGAUUAUUAGAAUCAGAAACUUUCUGUUCUGAGAACAUUAAAGCAGGAACUUCCUGUUUCAAGGUUAUUAGAAUCAGAAGCUCAUUGUUUCAGGAUUAUUAGAAUCAGAAACUUUCUGUUCUGAGAACAUUAAAGCAGGAACUUCCUGUUUCAAGGUUAUUAGAAUCAGGAACUUCCUGUUUCAGGGUUAUUAGAAUCAGAAACUUCCUGUUCCAAGGUUAUUAGAAUCAGAAACUUCUUGUUCCAAGAUUAUUAGAAUCAGAAACUUCUUGUUCCAAGAUUAUUAGAAUUCACAAACUUCUUGUUCCAAGAUUAUUAGAAUCAGAAACUUCUUGUUCCAGGAUUAUUAGAAUUCAGAAAAUUCUUGUUCCAAGAUUAUUAGAAUUCAGAAACUUCUUGUUCCAAGAAUAUUAGAAUAAGAAACUUCUUGUUCCAAGAAUAUUAGAAUCGGAAACUUCUUGUUUCAAGAUUAUAAGAAUCAGAAAUUUCCUGUUCCAAGAUUAUCAGAAUUCAGAAACUUCUUAUUUCAAGAAUGCUAGAAUCAGAAACUUACUGUUCCAAGAUGAUUAGAAUCAGAAACAAUUAUUGUUCCAAGAUGAUUAAUAUCAGGAACUUCCUGUUUCAAGAUGAUUAAUAUCAGAAUUUUCUUGUAAAAGAAUGUUCAAAUCAGAAACUUCCUGUUCCAAGAUUAUUAGAAUCAGAAACUUCCUGUUCCAAUAAUUUUAUCUUCAAAAACGAUUAUUUAAAAAGUAUGUGUUUUUACAAAAACCGGUGUACGAAAUUUUAUCUAGGAAUUUGCUCCUUUCUCUGGACUUUUUCUUGCAAAAUUAACUUUUCAAAUCGGAUUAAAAGUUUUUCAAAAUAUUAGAAUUUUUACAUUGACUCCAUCAAUAAACCCCGGUCACCAAUUUUCAAAUUUGAAAUUUUGCAAAUUAAUUUGAGCACAAAUUUUGGCAAAAAAUUGUUUGGAUUCAUUUUUUAACAUUCAAAACUGACAUAUUUUUUAUCAAAAGAGAUAAUUAUUUCUCAUUUUUGAAAUGCAUACGUCCUAGCUUUUAUUAAAUUUACCUUGGCGCUUUUUCUACUUUCUGGCAAAUUUGCACUUUUUCAUUUUAUAACUUUCAUGUGAACUGAAAAUUAUUUUGUU
Messenger RNA from Eurytemora carolleeae, 2903 nucleotides. RefSeq names its product segmentation protein cap'n'collar. NCBI's taxonomy places the organism in Eukaryota, Metazoa, Arthropoda, Copepoda, Calanoida, Temoridae. Gene Ontology annotation, biological process: regulation of transcription by RNA polymerase II. Gene Ontology annotation, molecular function: DNA-binding transcription factor activity, RNA polymerase II-specific; RNA polymerase II cis-regulatory region sequence-specific DNA binding. Gene Ontology annotation, cellular component: nucleus. Bases 112 to 1464 code for a protein of 450 amino acids. The transcript has 5 exons. The record is from RefSeq and is a predicted model, not a curated record.